Messenger RNA from Temnothorax curvispinosus, 7388 nucleotides. RefSeq names its product mucin-5AC (gene thw). Lineage: Eukaryota; Metazoa; Arthropoda; Insecta; Hymenoptera; Formicidae. The coding region runs from base 382 to 5415 and encodes 1677 amino acids. The record is from RefSeq and is a predicted model, not a curated record. Gene Ontology annotation, molecular function: chitin binding. The transcript has 8 exons. Gene Ontology annotation, cellular component: extracellular region.
UCCCUCGCGACGAGAGAGCUCGCUCCAAAGUUCCUUCGGCCUCGGCUGUGUUCGCUGCUGACUCUUCCCUUUCCUUCCUCUCCUUUUUCUCUUUUCUCUUUUUUCUUUUUCUCUCUCUUUCUGUCUUUCUCUCCCUUUUCUUCUUGCCGAUCGUUCACGCGAAUAAGAAUCGCGUCCGCGGCGUUCGCGCGCGUGCGACGCUUCCCUCGCUUCGCUCCGGUAUCGUUUCCCGGAGCCGGCCGCGUGUGUACCACGACUUUGGAGAUUUAGAGGAUCUCAGCAGCCGAGGAUCCAGGAUAGUAUUUUCGCCACAUCGGCGAUUGUUACGGGCGGGCGCACGCGGGGCUUAACACCAGAGUCGUGGUUAACGAUCUACCAAACAUGUUACGCCUCAUGGUUCUUCUGCUUCUGUGUAUCGCUGCUACUUAUACGCCCGGCCGCUGCGAGACAGGGGCAUCGCGAGAUGUCGAGCAUGCGAGACUGCCAGAGUUCCUCACGGAAUUGGACCUGUCGAGUCUCGAGGCAUCCGAGGAGGACGUCGAAGCGCUGAAGAAAAUCGUGAAAAGGCUGGCGCCCGAAAAGAACGGCGAGUACCAAGUUUACCAAGUCUUCUUCGGUAACGAGGACCUCCUCAAGGAGUGGCUCAAAGGAGCGGGCGUGACGGGGCAGCCCGGCGUGGAUUAUCCAGCCCUCACGUCGAUCCCAGCCACUUCAUUCAGCUGUCGCGGUCUGAGAGGGGGAUAUUACGCGGAUUUAGAAACAAAUUGCCAAGUAUUUCACAUCUGCGACAAUGGACGUAAAAUCUCGUUCCUGUGUCCCAACGGCACUAUCUUCCAGCAAUCACAACUUAUAUGCGACUGGUGGUUUAAAGUGGACUGCAGCAGGUCCACGGAGUUGUAUGAGCAGAGUGCGGAGCAAUUGGCCGAGGAAGAGAAAAAACGUGCGGAAGCGAGAAGGAUGAAGUCCGAGUAUCAUCGCACGGAGCAGCAAAGUAACGCGGAUUACUAUGAUAACGUCGACUACGACGGUAGACAAAACGGCAGAACGAAUCCGUAUGGUCAGUCCGCCGCCAAGCAGAAUCAAAUUCCGGAAAGUCAGGAUGAAUCGAAAUCCAACCAACAAUUCAGACCGAAUAACGUUUUCGAGAACACUCGUAAUUCUGGUCGCUAUUACCAGGAAAACAAUGCGAACGCGUUACGGACUAACGAGAAAACGACGCCCGAGAACGUCGACCAGUCGCCGAAACAGCGACAACAUGACAGCGGAUCAAAUUAUCAGACCAGCAGGCAGAGAAAUCAGCUGGAUACGCAGAGUGGCAAAUUCAAUUACGAGCACGGAAAUAAGUUCCAGGAUAGCCGGCAGAGCAACACGCAGGAUCAUUAUCAGAAUACGCCGCGCAACGAGAAACCGGCGUUCAGUAACCAAAAGUCGCGAACUUCAACGCGAAACAAUCUGUUCAGUUCCAGCCAGUCGCAAAAAGCUACGCCGACGUACAUGGAGACGACGACUUUUAGAACCACAACCGCGGCGCCUCCGGUAGAGUAUCAGCAGUUCGCGGAAAGCGCCGCCUUCGUGUCCAAUCGCGGAGGAAAUCGCUUCAACUCAGGCAAAUCCUCGAACACUCGACAGUAUUAUUAUCACUCGUACGAUUACCGAGAUCACACCACUGCUGACUAUCGCGGUCACGAGACGACCACUUUAACGCCGCAGAAGAACGAAGAGGCGGAGACGGUGUCCUUCACGCCAAAAACUGGUGCCCCGCCGUACCCCGGGCCUACGUACACUCCUAUCUACAAGCCUAGGACAACGACAUUGCCACCUUACGAAACAACGUUGCAGUACACGCCGACCACCGAGACGUCUUACUACAGUACUCCCUAUUACAAGCACGGCGAUAUUCCGGAAACUACGUACGCUAAUACCGACACCGAUGCGACUGUGACGUCGACUUCCUCCGCGGAGGAGUAUCCAACUACGUCCUUCAACACGUACAGCGAUCUACGGACUCCUCCAGCCAUAGGGAGAGUGCCACCGGCCCCCGCGAAUUAUCAAACUCAGCAGUACGUUGAUAAUAGGGUGACCGAACAGAGAGACGUUGAUAUUUCUUUCGCGACUACGCGUCCGUACGUGAAUACAGAGAGCUAUCGGCACAACGUUGCUAACGUCACCUCAACCGUCAGUCAGAACGUGUCUCCUUCGUCGACGCCAUUUUACGGAGACUCUCGUGGUCAAACCCAUGCCAAUUAUCAGAAAGAAAACAGUUUCGCGAAUACCGUAAGCAAAGGCACAACGACGGAUCCUUGGCGCGCAACUUUGCAAAGCUUCCAGCAAAAUUCGAUCAGCUCGACCGAGAAGCCGUGGAGAAGCACCAACGUUCAUCAGCAGAACAGCUCUACCAGCAAGACCUUGAGCCCUUACGACACCAGUUUUACCUACAAACAAGGGAAAGUGAUGUCUACUUUAGGCCCAUACGUACCUUUCACUAAAAACUACGUUUAUUCCACGAUGACCACUACUCCGACGCCGAAGCCGCCGACCACCGUGCCGACGUACAAUCCCACCCUGACAAAUUAUCGCAUGACCGCGAGCAAUUUGAUACCGAAAGUGAAAUCAUCGCCUCCGGUAACGAGCAAGCCCAAAAGCAGAGCGACCUAUUUACCCGAGGUCAGCAGCAAACCACCAACGUCCUUGGAGGAUAGACCGUAUGCCGAACGAGAACAUGCGCUCAGCAUGUUGCAUUCUCUUCAAGGUCUAGAAAAUGACGCGGAAACUUUGAGCGAGAUCGAUGCAAAGGACGGAAACGGUCGAAACGGGCCCUCCGCGCUCGGUCCGUCCACUUUGCACUCGUUAGCUCUGUAUUUCGCCACGGCCGGCGACAAUCUUGACUCCAACGAAACCGUCGAGUCCACCGCGAGUGUCGAGGAAGUCGAGGGUAGGGAAGGCGGUCAUUCGCAUAAUUCGUCCGUCGAAUUACCGACCAGUAUUCUUACACAGCACACCAUCUCCUCAUACAUCGAGCUGUUCAAUCUGAACAACGCGCUCGAGGGAAACGCCACGAUGACCGAACUCACGUCGGAAGCCGAUGACGUUGGCGGCGAGGUAGACGACGAUCUAGAGCUCGAGCAGAGCGAAGGUCCGGUGAACGGCGCGCAUAGAGCGAACAACACCAAGCUGCGCGAACUGGCCCAGGUUUUCACUCACGCUUUGUCGGCGUAUCUGCAAGAUCCGGAUACCUUCAAGAAAGUGCUCACGGAGAUCAGGCCCACGCAACCACCGGCAACGACCGUCGACGACGAUCAGUUCGAAGUGACGACGUUAUAUCCGACCACUGCGGAAGAAUUCGCGUCGGUGACAAAGGAGAAGGAUGAAGUUCUGGAUUUUUCGGACGAUACCGACAGAAGACGCAAGCCGUCCACCAUAUUCCCUACCACUUUACAGCCGCCUGUCACCACCGACAGAUCGUAUUCGACUUACUACACGACGCCAUAUGAUGAAUAUUACGCAACAGAGAGCCAAACACGAAGGCCAAUUUACUAUCCGAGCACGACGUUGUUACCGCCUAGCGCUUUGUCAUACGAUUCGGGGGAUUACGUCGAAUCAUCGACGCAGGGUGGUAAUACGUUUGCCUUUGAGGUGAAUCGCGUUUUCACUACCACCAUGAACGAUAUUCAAAAUUACGAUGGCGAUACAAGAGAUUCGACCGACUUGUCACCGGUCUAUGACAAUUAUUUCCCGUUGGACGAGGACGGCAGAAAUAAGAUUGGUGGCUUCCAUAAUAACACGGCGUCAACCUUCCAAUCUUAUGGUAAAAACGUCAAACCGAUCGGCGCUACGCCUAUAAGCAAAUACGUGGCGUCGUCGACGGUGGCGUCUUUUCAGAAUUCUGGCCUAGGAACGACUGCGCCUACCUGGGGUAGAGGCUCAGCUGGUGAUAAACCUGUUCAAAAUCUCACACCGCCUCAUUAUCAUCGUUUCGGUAAUGUGAAGAGUUUCGAGGCGUCGAACAGCAUCCUGCCGAAUCAGGCGGUGCGCUCGACGACGCCCUUGCCGAGAAGCAAAUCUAGCUACAAGACCGUCAGCAGCACCGUUCAGCCGUUCAGGAUACGUUACUACGAUUCAACGACAGCGCCACCGGAAUCUCUCGCUACAGCUCGUAGCUCGUACGCCAAGUUCAGAAACAGUUACAAGCCGGAAAGCAAUCGCGUAGAAGGCACUCGCAAACCCGCGGCGACAACGGCGGCGACGACAAUUCGGGACGACGUCGGGACUCUGGAUCCCGUCACUGCAACCGUCAGCGAUGUUACUCCGUAUACCGCGACCGUUAUUCGCGCUACCUCCAGCAAUCCGGCGAACGCGUCCACCACAAGACACUCCAGCCUGCCGAACAACGAUCAUUGGACUUCCUCGCCCAUGGUCACUCAGCUCUGGGAGACAACGGUGUUCGUGGAUCCUCGGCACAUUAAUCACGGUCUAGAGUCGAACGUCGGCACCACUCAGUCGCCCGACACAACCGGUGACGCUAUUAACGGAGAGUCGGAACACACCGUGGCGGCGAGCACCACGAGAUCGCCAACGUUGUCCAAUGUAGAUCACGACGUGACGACGGAACCGCGGACUACUAGCACACCGAGUCCUUGGCAAUGGGCGACGAGCGACAACAAUUCGCCUGUGACAUUCACUCUGCUGCCAACGACCUUUUCAGAAAAGACAGCGACACCGACUCCGAUCAUCACAACGCGGUCCAGCAUAACGACUACGAUUACCUCCUCGGUGACGUCGACCAAUGCCGUCCCCCGAGAUAACCUGGCCUCCACUCUGCUGCCAUUUACGACAGGCAGCACGUUCAAUGCCACCGAAAAUGAAGUGAUCAAGGCGCAUGAGAUGUUCGGUAAUCUGAAUGAGACUAGCACGAACACGUUGAUGCGAGUGAUGAAACAGGCCGACAGCAACGCGAUGGUAAGGCAAUUGGUGCUAUUGCUGAUAAAUCAUUGCAACGGGCCCAAAAACAAGACGAUGGAGCAGGAGAAGGAGCAACUGUUAGACGCACUUCUGAGGAUGCCCGUUAACGAAUUUACCUCGGAGGAGUCGCGAGAAAUCGUCGCUAGCAUCAACCGACUUAAUCUUCCGAUUUUUAAAUCACGAGUGGCUGCUUCGACGAAUUCCACGACAAUGAGGACUCCCCGAGCGUCAUCCGUGAGACCCACGCCGUCAGCACCAUCCAUCACUACGUUUCGCAGUAGGACGGGACGGAAAUUCCGCACGACUACCGAGAGUGCCAACGUCUUCUCUAGAAGAUCGGACGACGUUGUCUCGGAGACGAAUAAUUCCUUAUCGGAGAACGAGGCCACCGCUUCUGACAGCCGAGCCCUCGAGCUCCUCAGGUCACUCUACACAAUAGCUGCUAAGUGGGGCUGAGAAGCCGCAUAAUCGACGACCGAUCGGAACUACGCGCGCGUCGGAAGACUCGCGAGAUGAAGAUCUCGCUGGAGUUAUAAGAAGACGUCCACCUGUCGAUACGUCGGAGUAGAUCGUUGCUGUCACCCAUCACCGUGUCACUCCAUCUAGCCUAAAUUCGAGGGUUCAAGCUCCGAACGGUGAAUCGGUUUUGAUCUCGGCCCAUGAAUCGAUGCCCAUGAACAAAUAGGAAUCUGCUUUACAACAAGCGUUUCUUCGUGAGAGAAACAAGAGAGAAAAUGAGAGAGACACGGUACAUCGUACUUCUUGUCGAAUACCAUUAUCAGAAGUCGACAACAUUUAGUUAUUAUUGAUUCUGGAAUACUUACAUUAUCAAACUUGACUGAACUGUACCAUUUUGCAUGCGGUACUCGGAAAAUUAGAUUUGAGCCGAGAGGAUUGGCUUCUUCGAACUUAGAUCGAUAACACCGCUGCGAAGUUCGAUUUAACUUAGGGCCGAGAUUGACAUCUGCGCUCGCGGAUAUUAAGCAGGUCGUGUAACGAUCGAUCUCGGUAAUGUAAAUCCGAGCCGCGGCUGCUUGAUACCCGCGACCGAGCGUAAACUCGUGUCGGUUAAUAUGCGGAGUCCCGAUCGAUCAUCGAUGGACAAGAUCGCAAUAUAAUAAAUUAACCGGCUGUAGUCCGACGUUAAGAUUAUGUAUUGCUCGCCGUCCUUUUUAUUAAGAAUAAAUCAUCGAUCGCCUCGAAACAUCGGCAACUAUUACUUGAAGAAAGAAAAAAAAACGCCUGCCAUACUUCGUCCCUCUUUGUUCAGCUAUUUUGCGUGAACGCUACACUCAACUUUACUCUCUCUUCUCUAUAAUCAAAGAAGUUCGCACAUAUUAAGCAAGGUAAUUUUAUACGUUUCACUUAUGUUUAUCACGCAAUGAUAUAACAACAAAGUUUCUCUAAAUGUUUCUUCUUUAUAUAAUUUUAUAAGUCUUUAACUGGCUGUCGUAUAAUUGCGUUGCACAAUCAUCGAAGUACCAUAUAUGUAGUAACUGUGCUUAGAAAAAAAUUGAUUUUAUUGGAAAACAAUUUGACAAAACUUUAUAUAAUCUUUUGAUUUACAUCUUCUGGAUGUAUAGACAUAUAUGACUAUGUAUUUGAAAUGAGAAGCGAAUUUUAAUUACUGAUAUAGAAUAUGUGAGAGAUCUUCUUUACAUUAAUUUUUUAUAUUCCUAGUAUAUGUACUCGUGUAAAAAAACAGUGAUUGUCCAUGCACGCCAACGUAAAAAGGGGGUAAACAUUUUGACACGUUCACGCUCCUCUCAUAAUGUUGCCAGGUACAUCGUCAAGUUGCAACUCGUUUUCGUUGAAUUGCAUGCAUGAAAUUGGCGGAAUGUGAUGGCACGUGGUGAAUUGCACCAUGUACGCUUAUGGUUAUUUGUACCGGUCGGACUCUACGUGACACAAUUUCAACCCUUUCCCCCCCGCGUAUCUUCCCUCAACGAGGUCACUAUCGUCCUCGUUCAAAAUACGCGUCAACUCCUGGGCGGUAUUAAUUUUUUUGCCGGCAGCAUUGAAUUGAAUAUUCGGCGGAAUGUACGCGUCGGAACUUCUACUCAUUGUCAGUCCAAAACUGACCGUCGAACUGUUGUUCAGUAUUACAAAAAGACUCCCUAGAAGGGAUCCGUACGGUUUUUCCGGCGGAUCACGUGAAAUUAUUUAUUCGCCUUCGCUGUGUUGCGAUUCCUAUGUACCUACGGCUAACAGUAAGUUAUUCAUAUAAUUGAAAUUACGGUGUUGGUAACGUUCUCUUUCGUUUGGGCAGUUUCGAGGUCGGCGAUGCGUUUCCGUUACGAUCCCGAAACGAUCCAAAUGGGGUUUCUAGGUCAUUAUUUAAGUACGCGAUUUAGCGUGUAGUUGUGUAUCGACUUUAUGUAAUAUACCUUUGUACAGUAUGUGAAUAAAUAUAUACAGGGUUUUGUUUA